AUGUUUAAAUUCCGGAUCGAUAACACGGAUCACAUAAUAGAUGUGAAUCGGGGUAACGUUGCCUACGAGUACGAUCAGGUGAACAUUGUUUGUCCCAUGUAUUCAAAAGGCACUCGAGAGGACGACAUCGAGACCUUUAUUAUAUAUAAUGUAUCAAAGGAGGAGUACGACACGUGUCGUGUGACGAACGCGAUGACCGCCCGAACCAUCGCUGUCUGUGAUAAGCCAUAUUUGAACCGAUACUAUACCGUAACGUUCAGACCAUUUACACCACAACCGGGUGGCCUCGAGUUCAGGCCCGGACAGGACUAUUACUUUAUAUCACUGUCGAACACACCGUCUCAGUCGCCCGGAAGAUGUAAUUCCCAUCACAUGAAAGUCGUAUUCAAAGUGUGUUGUAAGAGGAGUUCGCAUUUGAGAAGUAAUAGUGUUUUGGGUGAGGGGUCUGAA
Messenger RNA from Medioppia subpectinata, 450 nucleotides. The record is from the annotation of a GenBank genome assembly. NCBI's taxonomy places the organism in Eukaryota, Metazoa, Arthropoda, Arachnida, Sarcoptiformes, Oppiidae.